CGGAACCCUUGUAUUUUCCGGGAAAAAAAAAAAAAAAAAAAAAAAAAAAAAAAAACCACUGUGGGGGGAAUGAUGAUCUCAGGUCUGCAUCUCAACAGUUCAUGGGUGUGCAACAGAAGGCUGAAUUAUGCCGUUGGGCCGCAUUGGCGAUAUCACCGGCCCCAGCUUUGGAUCAAAUGCCAAGGACCCCUGAGGAGGAGAAAUAUGCUGCAAAGCUGCGUGCAAAAUUGUCAAAGAAGGCAUCUCAAGGAUUUGGGUCUAUUAGCACAGCUGCUCAGCAACGAUAUUGCAAGUAUUUUGAAGAAGUCCUCAAUGCACCUCAAGCUCCUAUGAGCAAGCGAGGACACGUGACGAUAACUAAGAUCAUUCUCAGUUCGGCACCAGCUGUGGGAGAUAUGCGUGGCUGCCGCCCCUAUGUGAAGGUUUUUCGACGGGGACAUGAGAUUGGCACUAAUCUGGCUCCGGGUGAGUACCCGCAAUUCAUCCAAGAGUCACAGCUUAAUAUACCCUUUGACUUGGGCAUUCCCAUCAUGAAUGACGUGGCAUUGACAAUUCAUCAUUGGACUGGGGAUGCAUACAAGGAUGGCAACUGCCCCCUCUUUGUGUACGCGUUUCAUGCAGGAUUUAAGGAUGCUGGCCUUCAGCGAAUCUACAGGAUUGAAAUGGAUACAGCUUAUCCUGGAAAAUUGGAUGUUCCCUCAGAGUUUUUCAUCGACAUGAUUACAGAGCCCUCUCGUGGUAGGGGACUUUUUAGGAGGGGUAACAAACAAGGCGCCCUGGAAGAGAGGGAGUCUAUGAGAAACGAUACUCCAUGGACAGAGCUGAUUAUGGUUUCUGACCCGAAUGAUCCUCUUGAGCAGAAGCGGGCAAGCAGCCGCUCGCAUAAGCUCAAGAAAGUGCUUCGCCAUGUCAAUCUCGUCAUGCCUACCCAACCUAGUGUCGCAUCCUCUCACAACCCCGAUGACAGUCGGUCGCUGCUCAUUUAGGUAGACCUCAAAGCAAAAGCUCUCUCCAUCAUCGGGGUUGUAGACAUCGAUCGACAUAGCUCACGAGACUCGAUCCCUUAGUACCGCACUGAGGAUUGGUCCCCAGUCCUUCCCGUUCGAGAAGCUAGCGGAAACAGGAGGACUCGGGAAUCUCUCAAACUCUCUCGGCAAGACACUCCACGUCACUUUGUUUCCUUGUUGUUUCAACAACAGCCUUUCAUCCAAGAUAUACUCAGCAGCAGCUACCCAACACGCAUCGUAAUCAAUUCCAUAUGGCCUC
Chara braunii is the source of this 1266-nucleotide messenger RNA. NCBI's taxonomy places the organism in Eukaryota, Viridiplantae, Streptophyta, Charophyceae, Charales, Characeae. The record is from the annotation of a GenBank genome assembly.